GACCUCCCUGUAGAGCGCUGCCGUGUCCGCCAUCCUUCUCUCUCCUCUCCGGAGCAGGACACAGUCACAGGACACCAACAUGCUGUCAGUUCGCGUCGCAGCGGCUCUUGCCCGCACUCUGCCUCGACGGGCUGGAUUUGUAAGCUACUCUCAUUUCACUGUGUACUAAUUUUGUGUCGACUUUUAAUCUAAAACCUCGACUUUGUUCUUUGUAAGAGUCAUGGCGUUGGUGAUCUGCGUGCAAAAGUCUCUGCACAGGAGGACACCGGGCCCUUCACAAUAAUAGUUUUCUAAGCGAACAUUUACAGCUGAAACAAGCCGCACAUACGACACCACAGAUACUUUAAAAUCGAUCAAAUGAAUCUCAGAAUAUGUGUCGUUUAGUUAAUGCACGGAUAUGACGAAGCUAAAGAGCAGGAAAAACGAAUGGAGAUUGGCAUCGAAGGUCAAGUUUCCUCUUCUCAGCCCUCUGCAUCUGUCAAUGUAUUUGCAAUACUUGACACUGUUUUAAUUUACACGAAUAUAUUAUAAUAGUUGACUGGUGGUCAGCUGUGAAAAGGAAUCAUGAUUGGACUCCAGAUUGCAUGACCUAGUGCCCUUUAUUUUGAAAGGAAACCCAUGUCAUGUUGCAGACAUGAACAACUCAAAGUUCAGAGUCAUGUCAGUCAUCAGGAAAGCUCUUGUGUAGAAAUUUGGCUGUUAAUGAAACUGGAUGAAACCACCUAAGAUGGGGUAGAUGUUCGUGUAAAUGCUGCUGCAAACGCCUUUAUGCUAAUUUUUUCUCAUCAGAAAUUGAUUGGCUAAAAAUUGAGCAUAACACCUUGUGUGCAGGCUUCUCCAAAAUCAACAAGACCUGAAAAGUUCUUGACAAGACCUUUGAUUUUUUUAUUUCUUAAAUUUUAUUUGCAUUUUUUUUUUUUUUUUUACAAACAAACAGUUAGCUGAGUGCCUUUUUAAGGUCCUUUCACACCAGACCUAUUUUUGUAGUGCAAUUAUUUCGGACGUCAAUAUUUUUUUCGAACCCGUAUCCUGUCAAUACAAGUGUUCACAUCAGGGACGUUUUCCUGUCCUACGGUAUUGCGACAUUUAUUUUUUUAUAUCACCGUCGAUUUUUCUAAAGUUUCGCAUACAUUGUGUCCACUUCACUGAAACAACCUUUUACUAUCUUAAAAACACUGCAAAAGUAUGACCGUUUCGCUCUCUGAGCCAGACGGACAGACUAAUGAACACUUUUAUAACCAGCAGGCUGGACUACUGUAAUGCUCUUCUCUCUGGUUCACCCAAAAGCACAAUAAACCAGCUACAACUGAUCCAAAACUCUGCUGCUAGAGUUUUGACCAGGACCAGGGGAAGAGCUCAUAUUACACCCAUUUUAAAGUCUUUGCACUGUCUGCCUGUUAGUUUUCGCAUUGAUUUGAUUCUUUCACUAGUUUAUAAAGCUCUACAUGGCCUGGCACCAGAAUACCUUUCAAAGAUGGUUUUAAUUUAUGAACCAGGGCGGCCUCUCAGAUCCUCUCAAUCUUCUCUUUCAGUCGUUCCACAGAGCAGAACAAAAAGAUUUGGUGAUGCUUCUUUUAGCUGCUACGCUCCAAAACUGUGGAACAAACUUCCAGAGGGUCUGCGACAAGCUGCAAAUAUAGAAAUCUUUCAUUGUUACCUAAAAACCCAUCUAUUUAGCUUUUAUAUAAAGCUUCAUUAUUUUAAUUACUAUUAAAAUGUGUUUAUUUUUAGUAUCACUUUUUACCUUACUUUAUUAGUAAAUUUAAGUUUAUAUUUUAUUGUCUGGUUUAAUAACUUUUAUUUUUCUUGUCCUGAUGUAGAGCGCUUUGAGCUGCAAUUUAAUUUGCAUGAAUAGUGCUAUAUAAAUAAGCUUUGAUUGAUUGAUCGAUUGAAAACAUGGUGUUAUUCACAGAGAAGAAAAGAAACUUGUCCUUGUAGCCUCCAUCAAAGUUGUCCAUUUUUUUAAAGUAUGUGAAUCGAUUUAUAUUUGAUCAAUUGUUUUCCACUUUCGGGUGUUUGUUUCUUGCUGGAGUCGUAGAGCGUGCGUUAGUUUCUGCAUUUCAUAUAGUUCUUCCACCAUGUCCAGCCAGUUUUUCUGAUUUGGUGGAUUCUUCUUACACCAAUUCCUCAUGAUGGCCUUCUUUAGUGCUGCAAGAAGUAUUUCAGUCAAGUAUCUGUCUUUAGUUUGUAUGUUUUCCUGCGUAAGAUUGCCCAGGUACAUUACUUUGAAGGUCAUGGGGAGCUUGUAACCUAAUAUUUUUCUUAUUCCUUUGCUUAUUUCUGCCUAAUAGUUAGUUAUUUUGUUGAAGCACCAAAAGAUAUGGGUAUGAUCAACAUCCUGUUCUCCACAGUUUCUCCAACAGGGCUGUGGGACCUGCAGAGUUUUUUUCUUUAUACUUGGAGUGGUGAAGAGUCUGAUGAUGUUUUCCAGCAGAAUUCCCUCCAGUGUCUAGAAUUAGAAGUCCUCAUCUGAGUCCUGCACAUAUUAUACCAUUCUUUUUUCAGUUAUUUCCCUCUUAAUAUGCGUAACCCAUUUAUCUCUUAUGUACAGAGUCCGUUGAUUUUAAAGACCUUAGAUUUUAAACAAACUGGAUUAUAUCAAUCAGCCCAUAGAUUGGUCUCAGUUUGCUCUAACUUUUCAUUUAAGUCUCACAGAUUUUAUCAGUGUAUCUGAAAAAUAAACUUUUGGUGGCGUCAGAAACUCAUUAAAAAGUUAUCAGAAAACCUCAGGCUCUUCUAAUGACCUAGAAAAAAAAGAACAUUUUGUGACAGCAGGAUAAAAAUAUUAACAUCUUCUUUCCAUAAUUGCAAACCUGGAGCGAUCUGAUUUAUGAGCUUGUUCCCAUUAUUUUAAAGGUAUCAAAGAAUGUAGCAGCAGCAGCUUGUGUAGGAGCCAAAAAUCUGCACACCACCAGACCAUGGCUGCAGAAAACAGGUUUGUGUACUAAACUGAUAAUGUUUCCAGCACGGUUCUCAAAUGUGUCCAUCAUCAGACCUUCCUGAGUUAACAUGUUGCGUGUACUUAAGGCACCGCCGAGGUUUCAUCCAUUCUGGAGGAAAAGAUCAUGGGAGCUGACACCUCUGCCGACCUUGAGGAGACCGGCCGUGUGCUGUCCAUUGGUGAUGGUAUUGCUCGAGUUUACGGUCUGAGGAAUGUGCAGGCCGAGGAGAUGGUGGAGUUCUCCUCUGGUCUGAAGGUAAGCCUUAACCCAAUGCCACACUUCACCCGCAGAGUAAUUGUUAAGUAACUUGACUCAUAUUGAUUUGAACUGUAUUUCCCUGAGGUAGAUGAAAUUUUGUGUCGGACCCUUUCUUCCAUGUAAAGCAGCAUAUGUGGGAUUUAUUGGAUUCAUUUGGUUGAGGGGGGGAAAUGGUACUAAAUCCUUGUUUUUUGUCUCUUUUCCAGGGCAUGUCUCUGAACUUGGAGCCUGACAAUGUUGGUGUUGUGGUGUUUGGUAACGACAAGCUGAUCAAGGAAGGUGACAUUGUCAAGAGGACUGGAGCUAUCGUCGACGUGCCUGUCGGUGAGGAGCUCCUGGGCCGUGUCGUGGAUGCUCUGGGAAAUGCUAUUGAUGGAAAGGUAUAUGAUUAUUAUUAUCAUUAAAAACAAAAUAUCUGCUGCAGAAUUUAUUCAGCUGAAAUGAAGAUUUAAAGUAAAUCCUUGGAUUUUAGCUUUCUACCACCUCAAAUGUCUUUGCCACUGAAGUAUGUUUUUCCACUUAUUUUCAUUUAAGCUCGUUACAUUGUGCCAGUCCAGUUUUAGUAGGGCCCGACUGAUAUGGAUUUUUUUGGGCCAAUACCGAUUAUUCGGGGGGGAAAAAAUUUAGAUUCCUGAUUAAUCGGCCGAUUUUUAAAAUUUUUUAUGAAGUUAUAUAAAAUAUAUAUAUAUACUGUAGAUAUCUACAGUAUAUAAUAUACUGUAGAUAUACUGUUGGCUACUGCUCUUCAUGCUGACAGGAAGACCGACUGAUCAAACUCGGACCAGAAAAGCGUUUCCCCGCCGAUCGGUUCCUCCGUGUCUUAACUCACGUUACUCAUUUCCGGUUUGGUCUCAUCUGGAGACAUGCAGCUGCCUCAGUAAGAGAAGUAGCUCGAUCACGUAAUAUGUACUGUUGUUUAUUCUACCGUUACUGGCACGGCUAACAGGGUAGCAAGGCUAAUAGCAGGUGGCUAACUCUAACUUUAGCUUGCAUAUUACAUGGUGCUUCACCGUUAACUUAGCGUGACCGAGACCAGCACAGUGGGGAACAUCGUGAAGUGGGUUGAACUGAAACUUGUUGACUUAUUGUGUAUUUCACAAACUGGUUUAUUUACCGUUGAGGUGGACCACUCUCCUCCAUGCGUCCCUGAGCUGCCUGCUGCAGAUCCGUCACUCUGCUGUGCUGUGAGGUAGUUAGUGGAUCAAGACUGUCAUGAGGUCGCUGCGCCAUAUACUGGAUAACUUUUCAAUUGGCGGAACAUUUUUGAAGUGAAACCGAAUCUUUUUCUCCGCAUUUUAUUUCUGAAAAUUUUGGCGAAGUUCGGUGAGUUUUGGCCGAUUACCGAUUAGUCUGAAACGGGCUAAAAUUGGCCGAUUCAAUUGGCUUGCCGAUAAAUCGGUCGGGCCCUAAUUUUUAGAUUGGGAAAUUGCAAGUAAUGUGAUGAAAUUAACAUGCAAGAUGCAAUUCGUCAUCGAACUUAACAUGACAACAAAUAGAAAAUGGAUAGACAGCCUUAAGUGAAGUUAAAUGGGAAAAAAAACUUGCUGUGGGGCUGUGAUACUAAAUUGACUCUGAAGUGGUUUUACAGUAUCAUGCCUUUUUGAUCACAUAGUUUGUUGCCAAAUUGUCUGAGCUUCUGAUCUUUUUGUUCUCGUUUUCCUCAAAGGGCCCUCUGGGCUCCCAGACCCGCAGGCGUGUGGGUCUGAAAGCCCCAGGCAUCAUCCCCCGCAUCUCUGUGAGGGAGCCCAUGCAGACUGGCAUCAAAGCCGUGGACAGUUUGGUCCCCAUCGGUCGUGGGCAGCGUGAGCUCAUCAUCGGCGACAGGCAGACAGGGUGAGAGGACUCUGCUCAAAGUGAAUAGCUGAACACACAACAGCGUUUGAUGUUAUUCCUGGUGCCUUUGAAAUACUGUUAAAACAGGGGAAGAGCUAGAACUGACAGCGGGCGGGAUGAUCAAAUCAAUAUUGCAUGAAAUCAUAAUAAAUAUGUACUAGAUUUAAGCGGUAUUUUGUCUGAAGCACAUAGUGUCACUUUUAAACAGAACAGUUUUAGGCCCUAAAUAAGAAAUAUGUUUCCCAAAGAGAAAAACCCUCUUCAGAGAUCUUUUUCACGUUUUCAUGAAUUAAACUCAAGAUUAUUUGGCCUCAAACUCACUAUGUAGAUCCGUACCUACAUGGUGUUUACGCUUUUGAUUCGUGUUGCAGCAAAACUGCCAUUGCUAUUGACACAAUCAUCAACCAGAAGCGUUUCAAUGAGGGCACCGAUGAGAAGAAGAAGCUGUACUGCAUCUACGUCGCCAUUGGUCAGAAGAGAUCCACCGUGGCUCAGCUGGUGAAGAGGCUGACUGACGCAGACGCCAUGAAGUACACCAUUGUGGUGUCUGCCACUGCCUCUGAUGCUGCCCCGCUGCAGUACCUGGCUCCAUACUCUGGCUGCUCCAUGGGAGAGUACUUCAGGGACAAUGGGAAACAUGCCCUCAUCAUCUACGACGAUCUGUCCAAGCAGGUGAGGAGAUGAUGAUGAAAGAGACAAAACCAUUUUCUUUCUAUAAUUUCAUUACGGCUGCUUAAUGACAUUGCUUAUUGAAUUAAUAGUCAAGAAAACCCAGAGUUUUUAUGCAGCAAUGCAAGAGCAACAUUAAGGCAGGCUCUCAACUUCUAAAAAUGUCCUAAUAACUUCAGUGUUCAUUUUUAAAAGCAGAUUUUGGGGCCCCACUGGAGGGAAUAAAAUAAGAUCUCGAGAGUAAAGUCAUGAAUUGCUGAGGAAAAGUAAUAAUAUGAGAACAAAGGCAUACAUUUGUGAAACUAAAGUAUUGAAUUUAUGAGAAAAAAGUAACAAUUUUAGCCCGAGGUUAGUUUUUUAUUGGGAAGGGAAAGAUUAGAAGAGCAGCUGGUCUAUAAUAACUACUAGGCAGCCUGUGCACACAUCUGCAAUCUCUGUUUGUCCUCAGCCGUUGAAUAAAACUUCAUCAGAUGGGCCGUACUCUUCAUUUUAGUUCAGGUGCCGAGUUGCUCUUCUACUUUUCUCCUUCAUAUUAUUUUCCAAACCCUUCAAUCACUACUUAACUCUUAGAAAAUUAUUACUUCACCCUGAAAGAGGUACAGUGUGUAGAAAUGGUAAUAUUUACAAAUAGGUAGCUGUUGAAUUCUACAUUGAAACCCUCCCUUGCUCACCCCUCCCUCAGUGGAGUGACGGUGGCCUUCAAGGACAAGAAGCUCCAGUGAUGCAUAAGAAGUAUAGUCCUUUAAUUUUCACAUUUUUAACAUCUAUCAGUACACAUUUUUUUGCACACAGUUCUUCCUCUUCUAAAAGAUGCAAUUCCUGCAGCUAUUGACUAAAUACAAAAUGAUGUUACUUGUUUGUCUGUUUUGUGGCUGUGCAAGAUGGCAGCCUCCAUGGAAGGUGACCCAUGGCUAUUUAGACAUAAAUGACUUGUUCUGAGUGAACAAAGCUAAAACUAUGUUCAUUUUCAGGUGAUAAUCCACUCAUUUAAACAUCUUUAUGAAUAUUAUGUUCCAGGUCUGUUCAGCUAAACUCUGCUAAAUAUUACACACUGUACCUUUAAGUCUUGUGAUUCUUUUGGAGUCUUGCAAAUUCAUAACUUUAUUCUUGGAAAUUUAAUGAACCCAAGACCUGUUUAUCUUACAGCUUAAGCUUGUAUAAUCAAAAUGUUAUUCUCAUAAUAUUAAUGAUAGUUUGACAAAUGUGGCUGACCAAAUUUUUAAGGUUGAUAAAUUAUUAGUCAUCGAUAGUCAUCAGCUGGGCUAUCCCUCUGGAAAUAAGGCACAAAGGAAGUAAACACAGAAAACUCAUGUCUCAAAAAGUUUCUCCAAAAAAAACCCCCCAUCUGAUUUAAAAACAACCCCACCCUAAACAAACAAGUUUUAACAAUAAAAUGUUUCCUGUUUUCUGCAGGCUGUCGCCUACCGCCAGAUGUCCCUGCUGCUGCGUCGUCCCCCUGGUCGUGAGGCUUACCCCGGAGACGUCUUCUACUUGCAUUCCCGUCUGUUGGAGAGAGCUGCCAAGAUGAACGACAACUUCGGUGGCGGCUCCCUCACAGCUCUUCCCGUUAUCGAGACACAGGCUGGAGACGUAUCAGCCUACAUUCCUACCAACGUCAUCUCUAUCACAGACGGACAGGUGAGGGUGAUACUUGCUUAAUCUCAUAUAUUAUCCUGAACACAACACUUAAUCCCGUUUUCUCACUCUCACAGAUCUUCUUGGAGACUGAGCUGUUCUACAAAGGUAUCCGUCCAGCCAUCAAUGUGGGUCUGUCUGUGUCACGUGUCGGAUCUGCUGCCCAGACCAGGGCCAUGAAGCAGGUAAACCAUCCUCGUAUUCACCAGUUUUUCUCCUUGAACUGUGAAUUCACAGUUCAUUGAGGUUGAACUGAGGUAGGACUGACUGUCUCCUGUGUGUCACCAGGUUGCUGGUACCAUGAAGCUGGAGCUGGCUCAGUACCGUGAGGUUGCUGCCUUCGCUCAGUUUGGUUCAGAUCUGGAUGCCGCCACACAGCAGCUGUUGAACCGUGGUGUUCGUCUCACUGAGCUCCUUAAACAGGGACAAUACUGUGAGUAUCUAUGAUUUAGAAGAACAACUUUCUUGCUGAGCUUCUCCUUUCAGAAACUGUAUCCUUUUUGCAAGCCUCUUAUGACUUUAAGAUUGUUUACCUUCAUUUUUAGCUCCAAUGGCCAUUGAAGAACAGGUCACAGUUAUCUACGCUGGUGUGAGAGGACACCUGGACAAAAUGGAGCCCAGCAAGAUCACAAAGUUUGAAAAGGCUUUCCUGCAGCACAUCCUGAGCCAGCACCAAGACCUGCUGGCUGCUAUUAGGUGAGUCAAAUAACCUCUAGGAAACUAUUCAUAAUUUGCUUCUCUGUUUUUUUUUUUCUUUUCAACCAAUCUCCAACCUUUUUCUUGCAGGGCUGACGGUAAAAUCUCUGAGGCGUCUGAUGCCAAGCUCAAGCAGGUGGUGUUGAAUUUCCUCUCCAGCUUCGAGUAAAGUGGUGUGGUUGUUUUCAUGUUUGCUCAGUGCAGCGUCAGUUUAACUUUCUAUGAACUUUAAAAAGGAACUCAAGUGGCACUUGAACUUAAAUGUACAGAUAAAUGUAACAGAAAAUAAAGUAUUAAAACACGAGUGGGAUUUGUUCCUUUUUUUGUGGUGACAGCAUGUAAUAGAGUACAUGGUAGAAAAGUAUCACCCUGCAAUUUUAAUCUUAAGACCAAACAAAAAGAUGAAACCUGAGCUGGUAUCCCUGGAUAAAGGACUCUUAUUGAAUGUUGAUUUAUUUAUUUUCAUUACUGAUCACAAACAGAGUGACCUCUGCUGGUGAGGAACUGCUCAGACCUGAUACAGAGAGGUCCUGUUCAGCUGUGUUGAUGCAGCUAAAAUAAAGAUACCAGUGUCUAUGCAUCUUGUAUAACAAUACUCAAAUUGGUGGUCCUGAAAAGAUAAGUGACCAAGAAGCAUUUAAAUGAAAUUAAAAGAAAUCUUUAUUGAGUGAUGUAAACAAAAUUUGUGAACACAAAAUGUUAGAUGUGAUUCUUUGCUCAUGAAAUAAACAAUAAGUCUAACAGUGACUAUUACAAAAAGUGAAAAAGUGCAUGAUUCAUAUUUAACAUCUAAUGUGAGCUGCAAGUAUUAAGACAAUAUGAUCAAAUUCAGUGGCAGAGUGCAUUUUACAUAAACAAUUAAAGUGUUAACAUGUAAAGUCAGUGAUAAUCAGUGAGACUAAUUUACAAAAAACAAUAAUAUAAAUAUAUUAAAAUAUGCUUUAAAUAAAUAAGAGAAAAUAAACACUAAAAUGACUCAUUACACAGACAAAUCAGACCCAGUACUGUUUAGUGUGCAUCACAGGUCUGUGGUGUUUGUGUUUGGGUAAGGUGUUCUGUUUGACGUAGCACGGGUCGUAAUAAUCCCACUCCAGGGCUGAAGACAGAACCCCGUUAGACAAACCAUCACUGUCUGCAGAAAGAAUCCGCAGGGACACACCUGAGAAGAAACCAGAGUGAAUAUUCAAACAUGAUACACUAUCAGGUAUCAUCUCCUUAGCUAAUCUUCAGUUUAUUCUACAAAUAAAGGGUAAACAUAAAAUGCUUUCUAAGUAACAGGAACGUUAAUCUACACUGUGUUUUGAAGGUCUGAAAUUACUAGAUUGAAUUUGCAUAAUAACGCUAACCUACAUGCUGACGGUCAAAUAUCCAAAUUAAAGCGGAUGUUAGAAACUUUGUUUUGGUUUGUGUCCCCAUUAGACAAAAAUGUACAUCUUAUCACUUCACUGAUCAGUGUGUGCAGACCAGGGUAGUAUCUUCUGACCAAAAAAAAAUACAACCUCUCUUUUAACAGUCAAAUGUGUCACUUUAUGUGAAUAUUUGCUGUUAAAAGUGUAAAAAAAGGCUUUUAUAAAAUCUUGUCUGACACCUACCCUCCUACAGCAAUUUUUGCGACCAAAAAUAACCAUGAAGAACUUUUUAUAUUGUUGCUCAUGGUCCUGUUUGGCUUUUUAAGCCAUGGAGAGCAAAACAAAGUGCAAAGCAAAUUUUGAGUAGAAGUGGUUCUCUAAACAGAACUGGUCUGAGUUUCUUUUUCCAAGCUUUCGCAAGCAACUGCAUCGAUGCAAAGCAAAACAUGUUUUCGGGCAGAUUCAAGAGACAGCUAAACAUUAUCACCAAUGUAUCUGUGUCUGUUGUUUUAGUAUUUUCACACAGUAUCUCCUACCCUGCCUUUUUCUGUUUUGGCAGUCAGCUACAGCGGUAACAUUACUUAUUAAUGACAGCUGUAUCGAUCGCAGUGCAGCUGCUGCAGACUGAUUCAUACCUGCACUGGCUCCAAAGUCACUGUCAAGUCCAGGACCCACGGCAGAUGUGUUCGGGCAGGAUGUCACUGAGGGUGGGUUGGUGUACUCGCACUCCAUGGCAACUUUGUCAAACACAUGAACCGCAACAUCUGGACUCACAUCUGUCAGCAUGUCAUAGGCACUGCAGCGGCGAAUGUGACCACCAUGCUCUGUCUCCUGCUGUAAACAAAUGAGAAAAAAUGUACAUCGAAUAUUUGUAAGUUAUUUUUCACAGGCUAAUUUUGAAUGGGAAAGUUUUAAUGUUACUUGCAUGUGUAAAAACUUAACUCUGUAGAGUUAAAACUUGACACUUUAUCAUGUUAUCACCCGCUCAACAAAAACGCCACAAAUAAUGCUCAGAACAGCACCUAACUUCAUCAACAGCACAUAUAGGGUCCCAGCCACAGCACUAGCCACCUAACAUGUUUUUAACUUUGCCUAAUUUCUUUAGCAAAGAGACUAAACACAACUCACCCACUCUCUUCCAGCAGCUGCUUGUUUGUAGAGAGACCUCAGACCAGUCCAUUACAGACUACAGCGGGGUGACGCAGCUCAAGGAAGAACAUUUAUGAUCAUUUAUUCAUGGAAAUGCAAUCAGAUUGAGACGCUAAGGCAGAAGAACAACUGUGUCUGCAGUGCAAAAUGAUAAAUAUGGUGAUUAUUACUUCAAGGAAAUUACAAAGAAAUAAUCAUAAAUGUCUGAAUUUGUCCUACUUUCCCUUUAUGCCAUUUUCAAUUAUACAACACAGUUUCUUACUCUACACUCACUAGUUGUAAUUCAGGGGUUUGAAGUGAAUGCAAUCAAACCGACACCACUACUUUGUGGUUAUUAUGUAAUGAUGUAUUGUUGAAUGGUCUUGAGCAGAGAGAUACUGAAGUACAAGACUUAAAGCCUCUGUAAGAAGAUAGAUUUUUUUGCUUAUGAAACAGGGUGAAAUUAACAGUGAUUCAUCAACGUGACCUACAAAAGCAACAGGGUACUUUUUUCAUAGCCUGGCCGGGCCAUCCUGUUGCGUGAAUCACUUGCCGUUCCUUCCCACAACAGUCUGGACUUCGGCCCAUUGGGAGCUUGUUUUAGAAAUCAGAAAAUAACCGGGCCAAUCAGUGACUGUGUUUCCACUGUUCCCCGGACAACAGGGAAAGGCAGCCCCUGAUUGGUCCAUGUGUAGAUGGUGACGUCUAACACAUGCUACGGGAUUUUUCAAAGCGCCGUUCAUUCAGAACGCCGUUAAUUCUGCCGUUGACUUUGCAAAGUCGGCAGAAAUCGUUUAUAUCCGCAGAAGAAAGCAAACCUUUACUUGAUGCUUGAGAGCCCAGCGGGGAACACAGUUGCGCACUGUGAUGACGUCAGAUGUUUGGUUACGGUGAUUGGUUACAGCAGUUUGUCUAUCAAGGAAAGUACUUUUAGGGUUCCCAAUUGGCCGAAGUCCAGACGGCUGUGGGAAGUGAUUCACGCAACUGGAUGGCCCAGCCAGGCUAAUUUUUCAUGGAAAUGCGAUCAGACCGAGACACUAAGGCAGAAGAACUACUGCGUCUGCAGUGCAAAAUGGUUAAUAUAGUGAUUAUUACUUCAAGGAAAUGAUAAAGAAAUGAUCAUAAAUGUUCUUCCUUGAGCUGCGUCACCCCGCAGCAGUUGAUGGACUCACCCAGAGGUCUCCGUACAAACAAGCAGCUGCUGGAAGAGAGUGGGUGAGUUGUGUUUGGUCUCUUUGCUAAAGAAAUCAGGUAAAAUUAAAAAGAUGUUUGGUGGCUAGUGCUAUGGCUAGGACCCUAUAUGUACUGUUGAUGAAGUUAGGUGCUGUUCUGAGCUUUAUUUGUGACUAUGGAGUGGUGUUUUGGUUGAGCGCGUGGCUCUCUGUAUUGCUAUCUGUGGUCAUUACUUAAGUUGGUAUAACUAGAGUAGCAAGCGGUCUGCAACAUUCAUCUCUCGAGGGGAGGUCUAACUUGCUGUUACAGUGUGUUUGACCCUAAAUUAAUUCUAUGCCGGAAUAUCCAUUUAACUAUUUAUAGUGAUUGAGAGUCAAAGGGGGGCAGCAGCUAAUUUUUGCCCCAGACCCCUGAAAAAGGAUGAUCCGGCAAUGCUGUUAAGUAGGCCUACAUGUUCCAGAAGUUCAUCCUGUUUAGCAUCAGAAUAAUAUCCUAAAUUAUCUAGAUAUGAUUAAAACUAAAGAGAAAAUCACUCAACUUUUCACAAACUACAGUUGUUUACUGUUAAAUCAGUUGCAGGCCAAACGAACUCACCUGCCUGUUUUGACCACCUACCGUAGGAGAGUUUGGCGGGACCAGGUUCACUCUGGUCUCGGUCUCUGAAUCACUAGACUGCGGUAAAACUGGAGCACUUUUACACCAGCCUGCCUUACUGAUGCUGUGAGCCCGUAAACCAGAUCCUGGGUCCAGUCUUGGGGUGAAACCAGCCGCAGAGGAGGUGGCCCGGAUGGUGCUCGGUGCCCUCAGAGACCCUGACCCCGUGGCACCGUCUGGCCUGAGGAGCCGGAUCCUCUGAUCCACCCUGCUGGCCCUCUCUCUAGAUGAAGCCCGGGAAGAGGUGACAGGAUGGAGCAGGGCUGGUUCUGAUAGAGACAUGUACGCUCUCCUCCCGUCCUGCAGAGGUGGAAAAACCGAAUCGGAAACUCUCCCGACUCUAUGCAGGGUGGACUGCAGAAGCAUCUCCUCUGUAUCCUCUCGCUUUUGUCUGCUGCAGUUUUUCUUGGACAGGAUCAGGAACUUGUAGCCCAGAAACAGACAGUUGAGCAGCAGCAGAAUGACCACACAGGGUAUGAGCAAAAGCACCACUAAAGUCAGGUUAGUCACAGGGUAACCUUCAGUCAGAUUUGGUGCUGUGGUCUGACUUAUCUGCGACAUUUCAUCCCACACAACAUAGAGGAUGCUUGUUGAAGAAUUGCUGAUCUCAACUGAGAAUUCACGAUUGUGUCUGAAUGCACAGGUGGGCUGCUGUGUCAAUCAAUGUGGACUACUUUGUGUUUGAGCGUCUCUUUUCCUCCUAAAAUCAACAUGUCAGCCUGUCUCUGAAAUGUAAUCGGCCUCCAAAUGUUGAUGCUUUCUUUAAACCUUCCCCUCAUCAUUGCAGGCUGUCGGUGUUUACCGAGCAAAGGCUUGUUGUGUGAGACGACUUUGAAAGGCAGCCACGUGGAUUACACAGCAACAGGUGCGUCCUAUUAAGUGCAAAAUGCCAUUGCGUACAAUGACGGCUAGAUGGCAGCAUUUGUCAGAUCCUGUAUCUUGACAUCUCUCUGUAGUGAUGAUUUUAUGUUCUGAAUAGUAAUUUUUAGGACUGCAAUGCUGGGUAUUUUUCUGUUGUAGUUCACCUGUUUAGGUAAAUAUAACAUUUUAAGUCCACUUAUAGAGCUUUCGCGGGACUUUCUUACAAAGUGUGCUCAUUACUUUUAUGCCCCACUCAUGAGGUUGUGGACUCACGCAUGUGGAUUUGUGUAGUCUAUAUUACAACCACUUCUCCACAAUCUAAGACCUUUCUAACUCACAUGUUUGCUACAGACUCUAAUAGAUAGCUCAAAGGUUUCUAGGCACAGACAGGAACACACAACACUUCUUGACCUUGACAUUCAGGGAUCUUGUUGACACAUAUACUGAGAUAAAUGAUAUAGGGGAGACAGGGGCUUGUUGUCACACUUUUUACACUCUUAUAUAUUUCUUGGAAUCAACACAUCAUAUGUAAACAAAAUGUGUACCAGAUGAAAGACCAAAGUCUCAGGUACAUAUUUCGUAUUCAUGUCAUUUUCAUAUCUUGUGUCAGUGCAGAGUUAUGAGCAAUUAAAUAGAAAGUGUGAACAUGUGACAUGUUGCCCCACCAUUGGGUAAGUUUUCUCACUAUAUGGGGUAAGAUGUCACAGUGGAUUUUGUAGCUAAUAAAACAAGGACAAAAUUAGUGUUGUUCUAAUUUCUUUACUUGAAAGUGAACUUCAAAGUCAGAAAGAAAUGGUUUAUUAUUGAGCUAAAGAAAAAGUCAUUGAACAAUCGUUAACAUAAAAUAUUAUGCAACAUGUUCAGGAGUUUGGAGAUCUGUCUGACUCUGUAUUUUGGCUGGGGUGAAUGUUUUGCAGUACCGAGCCAAGGUAUGGUAGCUGACAUUAAAGUCCUUUACUGUAAGAAGCGUAAGAAGAGAAAGCGUAUUUUAAAAUAUAUGAAGUUAAUUUUUUUUAUUUUGGGUUGUGCAAAAUGGUGAAUUGGCGCUCGUCUCAUAAUGUGCUCUUCUCUUCUCAGACAGGUCUCAACCCCUGACCAUGUAAAGGAGGAAAACUAGUAUUCCACUUUUUAGUUGCGCCCUCUGGUGGCAAACAUAAUUGCGAUGUGACCAUAGACUGUAUAUAGAAUGGACAGCGUCUGCCUCCUUGUUGGGUAAAGCCACUCCGAGAACAGCGCCCUCUGAUGGUGGGCUGCAGUAUAGGUCAUAAAUCCCGCCUCCGCCAGCAAAGCUUAUGGGGCUGUGGACAAACUUUAGAAAUUUAUUACACAGAAUAUACAUUUUUCUCCUCCCUAGUUGUGAUGUUGACAUGUAGUUAUUGUAAUACUGGUUUGUGCUCAAGUCGUCCUUUUUCUGUAAAGCUCUGUUUUUAAAAGUUAUUAGGGGGUUCAUGUUUUCUUUGAUUGACACCUGAUACGGCCUAUUGGCGUUCAGGGAUUGCGGAGCUCACCCGGGGGAUACACUGUUUUAGCCGAGCGUCAUCACAGCGACUCUUGGAGACUCUCCUGCCGAAUGCGCACAACACUACUGUGCAAUGCUGGUUUAAGGAAAUGAAGAAAAAUCCCAGAAAUACCGAGAGCUUUUUGGCUUCAAAUCCGUAUACAGCAGGAAGGCGGAACCAAGUUGUCCAUAGUAUAAACAGUCUAUGGAUGUGAUAACUUACCCAUGUGACAACAAGCCCCGGUCUCCCCUACAUAGGGUUUAAUAAUAAUAAUAAGAUCCAGUUCAGUUCGUGCAUAUAGACACAGGUCUCCCCGAACCCUUAAGUCAAGGAGUUCCUCAAGGUUCACAGCUUGGACCUAUUUGUUUCAUCUGAGAUGUGCUUUGUUAUUCAAACAAUACCCAAUCAUGCUUGUCAGUGAAGCUGGAUGAAGUCACUGGUUUGGCUAAACUCACAACAUUUCAUAAGGACAUAAACUGGAUGAACAAAAUGUUCCUGCAUUUGUCAAAACUGAACUUUCUGUGUCUAGCUCUGAACACCUCAGAGAUUUGUUUUGCAGUGAUAUAACUGCCUUGGAUGGCAUCAGCUUGGCUCUCAGCUCUGCCAUCAUAAACCUGAGGGUUAUUUUUGUUCGUGAUAUGUCCAACUCCUUCUUUCAAAAACAAGUUAUUGACAGCCUUUUAUUUCACUAACAUUGGCAAAAACAGGUCCAUCAUGAUUCAUAAUGGUGUUGGAAAACAGUGCAUUUGGACUUCUAGGCUGGAUCAUUGCUAUUCAUUAUUAUUCUGCUGCUUUAGCAAAACUCUUUAGACUCUUCAGAUGGUCCAAAAUUCUGCUGUACUUGUACUGACAAGAACUAAGAUCAUGGAUCAUAUUUCUCUGAUAUUAUCCCCUCUACAGAGGCAUUUUAUAGUUCAUCCAUAUAGACUGCAAGUGGACUUGUGUAGUCCACUUCUAUGAAGAGUUUUAAGUGCUUGUAGUCCAUUUAUUUUGUUUUUUGAGGACUUUUUCCACCAACGUUUUUGUUUUGAGGACUUUGAAGUCCACUUAUGUAGGCUUUUUAGGAGUUUGUAGUCCAUGUAGAUCUUUUUUGAGAACUUUUAUGCUACAUUUAUUUCAUUGUUUGAACACUUUAGUCCAUUUAUUAUAUUUUUGUGGAUUAGGUAGUACAUAUAUUUUGAUUUGAGUACUUUGAUUGUUAACCUUUUCAUCAUGUGAGGACUUUUUAGUCCACUAGUUAAACUUCUAUUGUUCAUUUCUUUCUUUGUAAUACACUUUGUUAUCAGGACUUUGUCGUGAUUGGUUAUGUAUUUCAGUACUUUAUAUACCCUCUAUUUUGGGUACCUCAUAAUCUACUUGUUUUGUUUUGUUGACUUUGCUGUCAACUUAUUUUAGGACUUUGUGUUCCACUUAUUUGUUUUGUGGACUUUGCCUGUCAAUCAUUUGAGGAUUUUGUAAUCCACACAUUUCCUUCUCAGGAUUUAACAGUCCACUUAUUUUUAGGAUGUAGUAAACUACUUAUUUCUCUUUUGAGAACAUUUGUAGGCUAGUCAGUUGUUUUUCUGAUGAUUAGUUUUCCACUUGUAGUGUUUUUAAGGACUUUGUUGACCACUUAUUUUGAUUAUUGCAAGACUCUGGUAGUCAGUGUUGAUAUGUUUGACAUGUUUCUGGUCACAAUGAACAGUGAAGAGCAGAUGUUAAAUUCACAUUUUUUUUUAUUUUCAUGCUUUCAAACUUGUCUCCAUCAGGUAAUAACACAUCAUUGCUCAGAAUAUAUACAAACAUUUUCAAAUAAUUCAAUAGAACAUUUGACAAAUGAAUCUCUCUUAGAGACAAUGUGUUUGCAUUUUGCACACAAAGUAGAUCUUUGCACACAAGUAUGUUUUGCUAUUGUAAUAAUUCAAUGCAAAAGUCAGUCAUAUGAUCACCAUAUAACUAUAGUAAAAAGGAUUAUAUUCUUCACAUUUUUUCUACCAUUCAGGUUUAAGGAAGUCUAUACAGACUUGAGUAGCACACUGAUAUCCUGCUAAAGGUUUUGCAAGUAUAACAGUACAGAUACGCUUUUCAUUCAAGUGAAAGGCUGUAGAGUCAAUGGAUGCCCUCAGAUACCAAAGACCCCAUUCAUCACUUCUGAACUCUCGUCUCUCAUUCGGCAUCGUAGUUGUUGUGCAGCAUGCCGGCAGAAAGUCUCCUCUCUGAACUACAACUCACUAAAGUGCUGCUUGCCUUUUCCAAACACAAGAGGUUGUGAGUGGUUGUGAUUUUAGCACCUCGGGCAAGGCUGUGUUUGUGAAUUGAUAGCAACAUACAGGCUUAAUUAAGCUGCGUUGGCGGAUUAAACGGGCUAACACUGGCCCAGGCUGUGCUUGAUGAUCUCGCGGGACUGAGGCGGGAUCCUGUCGGGGAAGAGCACUUUGAACUCCACCACCAAGUCGCCCCGCUGAGAUGGGCUCUUGGGCAGAGGCAGACCUUCACCCCUGAGCCGCCGUACAGCACCAGGUUUGAUGACAUCGCUGCAUGGGAGCGGCAUCAUCCUGUUGUCAAGUGUUGGGACGUUAACAGUGCAGCCGCAGAGAGCCUGGAGAGGAGAAAAAAAAAGGAGAAUUUGAGUUUUGUAGAUCAGGUAUAUUUAGAAACAGUUUCAUAAUGCAUACUGAGUGAUCUGACUGGGCUCGAGAACACUUGGAACAAUGAGAAAAAUCAAUUAAAUGCCAGGUCUUGAAAUGUGUCAAGUUACGUAAGUGAUAAAUAUGGAGCGUCUGUCUUUCUUUUGAAAGGCACUACCAUUUUUCUGUGUUAUGCAAUGAACCUGUGUUACAGAUGUUAUAAUCGUUGCUCUAUUUCCUGCCUGUGUGUGGGAGUUAAGUGCUUCAGUGACUGAAAGGAGCCACAGGAAGAUGGAGGAGCACUUUGAAAUGCCAGUCUCCGUGACUGCUGCCCUGCUAAUCUGUGUGUGGGAUGGCUGAAGUGAGAGCCAGCGACAUAGUGAGCCAAAAAAGCUGCCUCUCUGCCUGCCUGCCUUGUUAAGGCACAGGAGUCUGCGGCACACAUAGUGGCUGAGAGGGAGAGUGAAGUGUGAUUCGUGGGGGCAGUUGGAGCUGUGGCUAUAUUUAGCUCCCGCUCCAUCGCACUCUGCAGGGGCUGAUGAGGUAAGCGAGGCGUUGGCAGGCUGCUGCUGCUGUUCUGUUAGUGGGGGUCUGCCAGCCUCAUUAAAACUUGGGGCUUUUCUCCCCCAAACUGAACACUGCGUUCUGUUUCAGGACUGGGUUCAAAGAUUUAAACCCCCACAAAAUUUGGCUGAAGCAGAACCUUCUGGCCGUGUCUUAUAGACGCUUCUCUGAAAUCGAUUUUCUUUGUUUUGUCAGUGAAUGCAUCAUUCUCCAGUUAUGUAAAGGACUAGAAAAGGUGGUUGGAUCAGAGCCUUUUUUUCUGUGUAGGUGUAAGCAGCUGGCAAAUGACAUAGUAUUUCUACUUAUAGAGCAGCCCAGUGUUUCAUAAUGAAUCAUUCAUGUUGUCAGUGCUGAUGGCCUCUGUAGGAGUCCAACUCCUAACCCUAAUUGACCUGUAAACUUGCUGUAAGUGCACCAAACUCACCUCUUUGAGAGUAAUCUUGGCUGUGAAGACGAUGUUGGAGCCCUCCCUCUUGUACUGGGUGUGCUCCUUGUCCCUGAGGAUGAAGGUGAUGUCUGCAGGGGUGCUGUUUGGCGUCUCGUCUCCCUCCCUGGGGAAAGUGAUCUUGGUGCCGGCCUUCCAGCCUUUCUUCACCACCACGUUCAGCACUUUGUCUUCAGAAUGCAUGCUACGCCCGUCAGGGUUAAGGCGACGUCGGGUGAUCUUCACAUGCUUGGUGCAGCCUUGCAUCACCUCCUCUAAGGUCACUUGCAAGUCGUGGACCACCUCUUUGCCCUGCAGCCGACGCUGACCUCUCCUCAGCCCGCCCUCGCCGCCGGCGUACCCGCCCACGUGGCUGAAGGUGAAGCGCCUGAAGGGGUUGAAGAGGUCAUCCUCGCUGUCAGUGUCAUUGGUGAAGUAGAUGUCAAAGUGGUCAGAGCCGUGGAAGAAGGAGGAGAAAGUGGCGUGGGGGUCACCAUGGAAGGUAUUGCGGAAAACGUUGCCUUGGCUCGCCAUUGACAUCCCACUUUUAAGGCCUGGAAAUCAAAAAGAAGAUGAACAAGUUUAGCCAAACCCUCACAAGAAGACUGUUAAAUUUUUAGGAAACUUCUUCAUUGCUCUCUGAAUAAUUCAUCAGCCCCACAGCUGUUUAUGCCAAAUAUAGAUAAUUUAAUAGAAGUGGAAGUGUUUUAGCUAUGCUCUCCCACCUCACAUCAGCAUUUAGCAUUGAUGAAAACAUGAAUUGUUAAUGCACCAGCCUAAGCUCCAGGAAUUAGCCUUCUGGCAGCUACUAUUUUAGUUGUUGAACUCACCUUCUUCCCCAAACUGGUCAUAGAUGCUUCUCUUCUUGGGGUCUGUCAGGAUCUCGUAGGCCUCUGCGAUUUCCUUGAACUUGUCCUCAGCGUCGGCGUCGCUGUUCUUGUCGGGGUGGAACUUGAGGGCCAUCUUCCUGUAGGCCUUCUUGAUCUCGUCUUCGUUGGAAUCGGGGGAGACGCCCAGGACCUUGUAGAAAUCUUUGCCUGUUGGUUUGAUCGACAGACAGGGUGUGUCCGGCUCUGUCUUGGUGCCUUCCUAUUUGAGAAAAGACAAAAGAAGAGUCAGGCUUUAGACCAUUUUGCUUUCCAUGUGUGCAUUCAUGAAUUACUUUCUUGCAAAUGUUUGAAAUCUUGUGCAAAUGCAAAAACCCUGCUCAUGAAUAACUUAAAGCUUAUGAUAUUCAUCCCUGAGCUAAACAGACUGCAAGGUUUAUAUCAUCUACACUUUGCUGCACGGUUUCUAUUAAUAUGCACAGAUUUAGCCCCCCAGCAGGGACGCUCUCUGUGGGAAAACACCCUUAUCUCUGUGCUGCUGCUGCAAAUCCAUGCAUCGCAUUUUAUGAGCUGAUGCACAACUCAACGUGAGAGAGAAGAGGGGAAAGGUGGGGGUGAGGGGGAAAAAAAACCUUCCCCCAAUCGCUUAGAUACUUUGCAGCGAUUGGCUGAACGCGUAUCUUCCAUAUGAAUGAAUCCAUAGCAGCAGCAGCAGACAGUUAAUGAUAAAUAAUUGCAAUAUUUGCCCCAGACAUUUUACGCACAGCCACAUUAAGUUGUAAUAAAUAUAUUAAAGCAGCAAUUAGUAAGCCAAUGUGAUAUUUAAUGUGUCAUUCAGUGAGUUUAAAAGCUUGAAGAAGCUGGAAUAAAACUUGUACUCACCGCUGAGGAAGACGAUCCGGAGCUGUCACCUCGGUGCAUAACCCGCACCUUGCACUUGACAUUAACAUUUUUGUGCUUGACACCGAACUGAGUCCAGAUAAGAACCAUGUUUAGAGUUGAGAAGUUGAAGUUGGUUGUUUUGUUUGGGCUACGUGUCGCUGUCCAGUCGCUCUGGUGCUGAAAAUCGCUCCUCGGCUCUUUGCGUUCCGUCCUGUCUCAGCUCUCCUCGGCUCUCUGUUAAAUACCGGCGCGGCAGCUCCUUUACUAUCCGCUCACCCACCCACGCAGCGUGAGUGAGCUUUCCCCGGCUCCGCCCAUUUCCUCACGCGCAGCAGGGGAUGCCGGUGCCCUCACUUCGGCUGCGCGAGAGGCCAUUGGUGCUCCGGCGAUGAUCACGCGGAUGUUGCAGCCUCCUUCUCCAUCUCGAGGCAGGUUUCCGGAGUUCUUGAAGGCAGAGCCGAGCAGACAGUCACGACACAGAAGCAGAGUGAUUUUUUUUUCACUUUUACAGACACACACAGUACAGAACAGAACAGAACAUCCAGACAUGUUUAAAAAGAUCCAGCUGGCUGCCUAGACAACCCCCAGACAGAACAUUAUGCUGUGAUGGAGCCCCUGUCCUUAAGUGACUGUCUGUUUGUUUAGAUAUGAGAGGCUUGGAUAACAACUCCACCAAACUCCUAUAUGGAUGAGUGCUCUUGUCCUGUCUUUGUUUUUUUCCUCUAUUUCAACAGGGUCAUGUCAGAACAGCUAUUUUUAGAAACCUAUUCUGCAGUGGUGGGCUACUCUUGUCCCCAAGUUACCAGACAUUUGAGGGAGCAAGUUAGGACAUGGGGAUCAGUAAGUGUUUGCAUAAUAGAGUCUGUAGUGUCUUGAAUGCACCUCAAAAAUAGCAUCUGCAGAGGUGGAAGUAUUUAUAGUCUUUAUUUAGCCUUAAUGAAAGUAAAUGGUGCACUCUAAAUCUUAGUCAUGUAAAAGCUGUGAGUAGGUUAUUCACAAAAUGUACAGACACUGUGCUCAAAAUGGCCCUUAUAACUGUUAGAUUGCAAAUAUUGGUGAACCGAAUGACAAGAAAAUGCAUUUCAACCACUGAAAGCUUAGAUGGCAAAUUAUUUCUGCUUUAAGGAUGGGGACCAACAAUUUGAUUUAAAAAAUGCUGUCAAGCCUAUUUCAUUAUCUUGAAAAACAACCUAAAACACCAACUGGGAUACCAUGAAAAUGUAAACAACCAAGAUAUUUGGUGGUUAAGAGAUCAUUCAAACCCCACGUUUGAUUAAAGGUCCUUACACACCGGGAGCGUUUUAACCGUGCGAUUAUUUCGGACGUCAAUAUUUUUUUUCGAACCCGUACCCUGUCAACACAAGCGUUCACAACAGCAACAUUUUCCUGUCCUGCGAUAUUGCGGCAUUACUUUUUUGGAUCACUUUGGAUCAUUUCUAGAGUUUUGCAUACUGUGUGUCCACUUCUGACCAAUUAGAUUUCGUGUUGUUGCGACGUCUGAUUCACCAGUAUAUCCAACAUGGCUGACCGGCUGAUUGUUUACGUGUCGGAGACCAGAGUGCUUUUUGAUAAAAGAACACAAACAUUACAAAGAAAACGACCUGAAGGAUAGUUUGUGUGCUUUAACAGUUUGCUAAACGUCUUUGUUUUAACUUUCAUCUGUGCUAAGUAACUUUAGCUCGUAAGCUAACCUGGUCAGAUAAAACAUACCAUAUGUAUUUUCACUGUCUCAAACUCAAUCGCGUUGCUGUCACAGCAACAUUAGGUCUCAGUUGUUACCUUACGUUUAUGGAUUAUAGUUUAAUGUGCUUAUCUGCUACUGGCCCCGACUCAGUACAUGCUAUCAUGACAGACAGCCAUCUCAACACAAGUGUCUAAUCAGAACUGAAAAACAGUCAGUCUGGUGUUGUGUCAGUCUUCUUGCUUCCACCUUAGACGCGUCUUUUUUCCCCCCGGAAAGUCGCAAAAUUGAUCGGGCUUGAUGUGUAUAGUCAGGCGCGUCAAAAUUCGCCUCUGAAUAUUUCAUAAUUUCGCGUCGUAUAUUUGGUGUGUAAGGGCCUUUAGAAAAAAAUGGUCUGAAGACAUCUCAACUGUCUCAUUUUAAAUUUGAUGGCAGCAACAUGGACAAACUGGUGAAAAGGCUGGCUCUGUGGUUGGAUUCAAGCUGGACUCAGUGGAGGAUGUGUUGGAGAGAUCUACACUGAGGAAGGUGGAGACUAUUCUCAAGAACAUGGAUCACCCACUUCGCAACACCUUGAUCGACCAAAGGGCCAAUGGUGGUGGAUGGCUCCUCUCUCUUUGCUGCAGAACAGAAAGAUUUAGAAGAUCUUUUGUACUCACAGUAGUCAGACUUUACAACUGUUCCGUAAAUAGUAGAUGACUUUUAGAGACAUGACAAAUGAGACAACAGACAAUUGAUUUUCCCUGAAUGUCGGGGAUUAAUUAAGUUCUUCUUCUUCUUCUUUUUCUUCUUCUUAUGUUUCAAAGAGGUUGGGGAAGGCAUGUUUAUUGUUGUGUUUCAUCACUUCUUCAUAUUACAACAAUCUAUUAACAUUUGGGGACUGUUUUUUGGAGUGAAAUCUUUCCCUAUUCGUGCAAGAUUUCAUGUAAGAUUUCAGCUGCUCAACAGCUCAGGGUUUUCUUUAUUGUGUUAGUCACGAGUGGUAAGCCAACAUGACAGGCAGGAUAAGUUAACAUCUAGACUCUUCUCCUUCUGAGCCAUACCAUUGUAACAUGUGUCGAAUGUGGUCUUGCGUUGUCUUGCUAAAGCUGAGCCCUGAAUAAGCGCCGCAGCAUUCCUAUACCAUUACACACUCUAAAAACCCCGAGGCAACACCAGGGUUGAAAAGGGACCGACUACUUAUUGGGUUAUUUUGACCCAGAAUGUUGGGUUAUACAAAUUAACCCAAAUUUUGGGUUGACUUAAUAACUCUUUUUAAGGGUCAAGUUAAUCCAAUCUUUGAGUUAAUCUGAGUCAUGAUCUUGGGUUAAAUUGAUAUAUGCAUUUGGGGAGCUCUUUUUGGGAGCUUUGCUUUUACAACCUGUACCCUAUUUUCCCAUGUACUUUUAUCUAACUGGUUGGUGGGAAUCAGUUAUAGUACAUGGUAAAAUAGGGUACAGGUUGUACCCUAGCUGUUUCAGUGUACUGACUGUGGGUAUAGAAGCAAUCAUUUAUCCCUCAGCCUAUUCAUGUAACCCGGCUGUUUAGGGUUACUCGAGUAGUAGCAUCCCAACAGAGCCUUGUUCCCACCUGAUGUCCAUUGCCUUCUCUUUGUUGUUCCAAUAACCCAUUUCUCAUUACAAUGCCCUGGUUCCUCAGCAUGUGACGCAGACCUUGUUAGUGCACUCAUGUUAAUGAGGUAGGCCAUAGCGCUAAGGGUAUUACCUAAGGACCCAAUCUGGUAGAUGUAGUUAGCUCCUUACAGAUGUGUCUCAUGCGGGAUUUCAACCCCAAACCCCUGGUUGGGAACCUGAUGCUCUAUCUGCUGAGCUAAAAGAGUCAUGUAUGUUGUAAAUGCAGUGCACCUUUAGGUCCCCGAGGAUUCCAGACAAGCAUUAUUGAUUUUCAAACUUGUACCUUUUGUACAACCAGGAGAAGAUCUUCUGUGAAACAUAGAAAUGUCUAUGGUAUUGUAAUGGCAUGGACUUUCUCAGUCCUCGAGUGAAUACUGGUGGCUGCUUCUGCUUUUGUAGGUCACACUGAUGAAUCACUGUUAAUUUCACCCUGUUUCAUAAGCAAAAGAAUCAAUCUUCUUGCAGAAGCUUUAAGUCUUGUACUUCAGUAUCUCUUUGCUCAAGACCAUUCAACAAUACAUCAUUACAUACUAACCACAAAGUAGUGGUGUUGGUUUGAUUGCUUUCACUUCAAACCCUGAAUUACAACUAGUGAGUGUAGAGUGUAGAGUAAGAAACUGUGUUGUAUAAUUGAAAAUGGCAUAAAAGGAAAGUAGGACAAAUUCAGACCUUCAAAAUGCCACCGACCUGCACUCUUAUUCUGUCUACUUUACUUCCUGUACCUAAAAUCCCCUUGUAGCUAAAUUGUUCUGCUAAUGGAUUUUCUGCAGCAAAGGUCGUCCAGUUUUACAGAGGCAGUAUUUAUUUUAAUGACUCCUGUUUCUUUGAGACUGUGCAGGUGUUCAUUUAAAUGUGUUCACCCCCACACAUCUACAUAGCAACCGCAUAUUGUGUACCGACAGUAAUUGCAAUGCAAAUGCAAAUGAGCCACUUAAUAACCAACAGCAAACAGCUGUGUGAAAGAAAAGGGCAACUUGCCUUCAAGUUAUGUAAGUGAAUGUGUGAAAAAAAAUCUUGUGUUGUUUGAGAAGUGUUAAAAUAUUUUUCCUCUGUGAAAAUUGAAAGUAUCACCUCAGACACAUUCGCAGAAGGAUGCAGAUUGCUUUGCCAGGAACAGGAACUAAUAUUUUUUAGAUCCAGAUAAGUCCAUAGUAGGAAGGAACUGUGCAAAAAAAUUGGUGCAGUCGUGAGCUAGGCUAAAACAAAUUUCAUCUUUGUUUUGAUUUAAUAAAGGAAAGGGCUUUAGAUUUAAUAAAUCUGCUCACUCUUCUCGGGUAAGUUUGUCAGUGUAUGGAUACUUUCACAGAGCUGAAGUCAAUGUUUAGAGAAGUGAUCAGAGUUUACACAAAAAACAACAAAUGUAGCUGUCUGCAGAACAUUCAAGAUACUCGCCAUUGUAGAACAAAGAUUCAUUUUACUGUUAUUCAACCAUAUUAAAAGAUUGAGAGUAGAAGAUUUAGAUGAAAAUAUUCAUUUUAUUACCGGUUAUAUUUUGCCAUUACCGUUUGCUUUUUCUGAACCACUCUUGUGAUCUUACAUAACGCAUUGUAGUUUUAGAUUAUUUUGCUCUUUGUGGACCAGUUUCCCUUUAAACUCCAGAACAUGCACAAUAAGUAUUCUGGACUUUAGGUUAAAGGGAUGAAAAGGACUGUAUAAAUGAUGGAUGAAAUCUCAGUGACCUCUUCCAUUGUUUUCUUUAAGAUCAGUCACCACACAUCCCUGUACGUGUUACUGACCUGUUCAACCAUGUAUGCAAAAUACUACAGUAUACUUGUCUGUGGUGUCUUAUCAUAAUUCCAUGAUUGUGCACAUGAUUCCCUUCUACAGAGGAAAACGUGUUCAGCCUACAACAUCGAGAAAUCUAUCACAGAAGCUCUAAAUUUGGCGCAAAUCACCUGGACUGAGUCGUGACUGACUCAUGUGUUUUGUUUCUUCCCCCACAAUUUCCCCCUUUUGUUACCCUCUGAUAAUGUUAUUGUCUUCGGAAGAUCUGGUCAACUUAAAGGGAUAUUCCGGCGUAAAAUUAAUUUCUUUAUCAUUUCCUUGAAGUAAUAAUCAUCAUAUUAAUCGUUUUACACUGCAGAUACGGUAGUUCUUCUGCCUAAGCAUCUUGGUCUAAUUGCAUUGCCAUGAAGUAAUGAUCAUAAAUGUUCUUCCUUGAGCUGUGUCACCCCACAGCAGUCUGUAAUGGACUGGUCUGAUGUCCCCCUACAAACAAGUGGCUGCUGGAAGAGAGUAGGUGGGUUUUGUUUAGUCUCUUUGCUUAAGAAAUCAGACAAAGCUAGAAAGAUGUUUGAUGGCUAGUGCUAUGGCUAGGACCCUAUAUGUACUGUUGAUGAAGUUAGGUGCUGCUCUGAGCGUUAUUUGUGGCUAUAAAGUGGCGUUUUGGUUGAAGUUUGUUUAUGGCUCCUCAGAUCACUGUGUACUGCUAUUGUGCAGUCGUUACUAAAAUUAGUUUAACUAAAGAAGCAAGCGGUUGGCAACAUUCAUCUCUCGAGGAGGUGUCUAACUCGGUGUAAAUUAAUUUUACAUUGGAAUAUCUCUUUAAAGAUCAGUCACCACACAUCCCUGUACGUGUUACUGACUUGUUCAACUAUGUAUGCAAAAUACUACACUGUACUUGUCUGUGAUGUUUAUCACAAUUCCAUGAUUAUGCACAUGAUUCCUUCCUACAGAGGGAAAUGUUUUCAGCCUACAACAUCAAGACAUCUAUCUAUCUAUAUCUAUGCAAAUCACCUGGACUGAGUCGUGACUGAGUCAUGUGUGGUGUUUCUUCCCCCACAAUUUCCCCCUUUUGCUACCCUCUGAUAACGUUAUUGUCUUUGGAAGAUCUGAUCGACUUAAGACACCCAGUCGAGACUUACCUGUACAUAGCCUUUGUUCUGUUUCUCUGAUUAUUUGAAAAGACAGAUUGGCAAGAUGCAAUAAUUUAUGCCAAAUGGUUGCUAUAAUUGUUGAUGAGUCCUGGAAUUAGAUAACAGAUUGCAUAUUGCCACUUUAGAACCCAAGUGAGGGUUUAACUGAGAAAGAGCAAAGAUGAGAGUAGAAGAAGAAGAAGACGAAGAAGACGGAGUAGAUAAGGAGAAGAUGAAGAAGAUGAUGACAUAGAAGAAGAAGAAGACAAAGAAGAAGACGAAGAGAAGACCACAAAGAGAAGAUGACAAAAAAGAAGAUGAAGAAGAUGAAGAAGACAAAGACAAAGACGAAGAAGAAGAUGAAGAAAAAGAAGCUCCUCCAAGCUCUCCGCCAGUAUCAGAAAAAGAAGAGACAUGACCCUUAAGUGUGGGAGAAAAAGUUGAUUCACAUAAGUAUUGCAAUUUUUUUGUUUUACAAUUUUAAAUUGAUUUUCUUGUUCCUGAUCUUCAAAACUGACUUACAUGUGAUGUGUAUUUUUUGGGGAAGUAUGGUUCCUGGAAUAGUCACUAGAUAAUCAUAAUCACUCAACUGUUUCACCGGUGUUAAAAACACAGACUAAAGAUGGAGAAAAUCGACAAUAUCGUAGAAUCGCAAUUUAAAUCGAAUGGGCAUCCAGAAAAUCUUACAAGAAUGGAAUCGGGAGAAAAGCAUAAUGUCCCGACCCUAAUGACCCUUGUAAUCCAGGUACAGUCUCUCCAAAGUUAAUGAGUAAUAUUCAUUUGAGAGGCUUGUGUGGUAUUUAAUAAAACAACCAGGAAUACCCACAAACCCACAUAAUCCUGUUGGUAUGAAAAUCCUCUCCGCAUUGCAAUGACUAGUUUCUCAGGACACUUAUAAAAUGUGCUAAAAGGCUGAAUUUCCUCCUUUUGAGAAAGAGUCACCAUAUCUAUUUCCAGAUCAUACUACAAGAUUACAACACAGCGUGAACCGAGAAGCCUGCAGUGCAGCCAUGAAAAUGGGAAUCAGUGUCACAGGGAGCGCACAUACAUGGCAACACUUCCUCUGCUGUAAUGCUUUGUUUAUCCAAUAGAGGAUGGAGUAUCCGAGGAUUCUCCUUUCGUCUUACAGGAAACAGCGGACAUAUAUGGUUUGAAACAUGUCGAGCCGGUAGAGUCAUGCGCCAGAUCGCAGCUCUUAUAUACUACUCACAGAUUGAACAAGAGAGAGUGAAUCAGAGCAGGCUAUUUCACAGCGCUCGUUCUUCCUGCCCACGAGAACAGUCUGACAGUGUGCAUGGACAGGUUUUCACACAUUCAAACCGUCUCUCUUCUCACAGGUACACAGACAAAGUUAACUGUCAGUCUCGGAGAUGAGAAUGCUAAUUAAAAGACCAAGCUGUUAGGGGGUGGGAAGGCAGACAGCUUAGCCUACAUUUUGCCUCUUAUAUUCUGGUUGUGUUCUUUGGUGUUGUUACAUUACCACAUGGAACAGACACUAUAUUUGUUUUUGACGACAACUGCUCAUGACUGUAGGGGUGAAAUUAAACUAUUUUUACAUUAAUUAUCAAAAUGGUGGCAUGGAGGCAGACAAUCGGUGGCUCUGCUGAAGUGUUAUAGCUCCGUCAUCUCAUCUGUAUUGUUGCUCUGUUGUAUCUCAUCUCAGAUUAUCUGUGGGGUUCAGGUCAAGUAAGUCGGCUGGUCAAUCAAGCACAGUGAUACCACAGUCAGCAAACCAAUUUCUGUUUCUUAAGGCACUGUGGGCACGUGGAACUCCGUGUCUCCAAAAAACUUCUCAGCAGAUGGAAGGGCUAAAAUAUUUACCUGGUAGACAUUAGGCUGCAUAGACUCUGGACUUGAUAAACCACCAGCAGCAGAUGACAUGGGACCCCAAAUCAUCACAGGCGGUGGAAACUUCAUGCUUGAGCACUCAAGAUUCUGUGGCUCCAUGAUCUUCCCCCAGAUUCUUGGACCUUGAUUUCCAAAUGAGAUGCAAAAUGACUUCAGCCUCAGUCCACUCCCCGUAAGUUCUUGGAUCUGUUUUGUUUGACAAUCCUCUCAAGCCUGCUUGUGCACCUUUUUCCUUCUAGUCAACUUUCAGCUGAUAUCCUUUUCUACAGUUCUCUGUAAACAGCCAGCCUUUGCAGGUGUACAGAGUUAAUCGGCUGAUCGGAACUCUACUGAAGCGCUGAAAUAACUGACAAGAAACUGGACUUUUCCACAAUAUUCUGAUGAUUUGUGAUAGUGGAUGUUUGAUUUUUAGGAGCUUUAAUCAUCAAAAUAAAAAAAAUAAAAACAGUCUUGAAAUAUCCCACUUUGUUUGGAAUGAAACGCUGAACAGAGAAUCUCUAAAAUUAUGGUAAAAAAUAAACUUUGUUGGGACAUUAUGAUAUUUUCAGCUGCACCUGUAUAGUACCCCCUUUCAGUCCAUCAUACCAAAAGGGCAGUAGAUCCAGUGUAGUCCGUGUUCAUAUUAUACAACCACCUCAAUAACUAUGUGUAGGGUGUAACUAUAAAUCAAUACAUACAAGCUCACCUACAUGGUAUGCAUGCCAACUCUUAUGUAAAAGGAACAGAAAUAAGUUAAUGUGUAAAAGGUAUUGUCUCCAGGGAACCAGUCUAUUAUAAAAAAAAUUGAUAAACUGUUGUCUUCAUUUAAGACCAUGGUAUUCAGACUUGUGAUUGUGGUGUUUGUAGGAUUGUGUUGGUUCUUAAGUCCACCAUCUGCCCCAAACUGUGAUACUUUACCAACUUCUAAAUGGAUAUAAUGCUUUUAAUUUGAUCAUCAGCAGUUCAAGUAAUCUGCUAUAAAACUCAAGAGACAGAGGCUCAAAUUACGAGGUUUUAGUCACUGUCAUAAGACCAAGUACUGAUAUUUUUAUUUUUUCAUGCUUCCACUGCCCCCAUCUGCAGCUCUUUAAAACUUUGAUAAAGUUGUAAAUAAGAGAGAGUAAGGUUGAAUUAAGAGAUAAAAACCACUCAUAUUUGCAUUGAUAUAUUUUUUAAUUCUGACUUUUUAAAUAACACUUCUUAAUUUCCUCUUUACCUGAUGUUACUUCACACUCUAGACCAUGGGCUACCGGUGCUUGAUUUUUCUUGUACAUACUUCUUUAUUUUACUUCUCCACAGUAUGUGCAGACCAGUAGCGAUUGCUCGAAGACUGCAAGGGAAGCUCAGCUUCCCUUAAAAUGUCACCUCCCCAAAAAAAGGAAAAGUGGUGAAAUACGUACUGCUGUGUGUACAUUUCAUUAACUAAAUACGCGCUAGAAAGCCUUCAUCUUUUGUUCAGAAUCAGCUUCUUAUCACAGUGUGAUAAGAAGCUGAUUCUGCACAACUUCAUUCUCAUUCAUCCUCGCAGCGCCUCAGCGCUUCACACAGCUGGACGCCCAGCUUUUGCUGACUUCAAUGUGGAAGCUCAAAGUGGGUUGUUCCAGCAGCGAAACUAGACGCUCAUUGGAUAAAUGCUGGGCUUUGUCCCACCCAUCGGACGCUCAGCUUCUCUGGAGUUCUAUGGCGAGAGGGCGGUCCCAACUUUCUCGCGGACGCUGAGCUUCUGCAUCCAUGAUUGGAUGAGCUGUCUGAGGCGAAAUCCUUUUUUGAUUGACAGCUAAACAAGCGAAUCAGUGAUCUUAAAGAAUAAAACAUCUACCAGAGCAUUUUCCAAGUUAUUCAUUCCAUUGUUCUUAACUGCUCCGGAGACUUUACCGAUCCUCAGCGACUUUUGUCUUUGUUAAAAACAACUGCUGUUGUGUUUGGCGACUCUGUUCUGUUACAUACAAAUAAACAAACACAAUUAUGAUGUAGGCCAGAAAAAUGAGCUUCCUCUCCUUGAAAGACCAGCAGCCGCCACUGGUGCAGACUAUACUUGUUGCCUAAAAGUUGUUUUUCAACAUUUGCUUGAUGGCUUCCACAAAUGCUAAUCAUUUACCUAAACAUGUAUCUUAUGAUAUGGCGCAAACCAUACCCGCAUCAAUUGCACCCGCACCAUCAUGAGGCAAAUGUGGAAUAUGAUGAAUCUGUUGGCCAGGUUAAAGGGAUAUUGUGGUGUAAAAUAAUUUAGGGUCAAACGCACCAUAACACCCAGUUAGACACCCCUCGAGAGAUGAAUGUUGCAGACUGUUUGCUUCUCUAGUUUUACCAACUUAAGUAUUGACUGGACGAUAGCAAUACACAGCGAUCUAAGGAGCCAUAAACCAAUCUCAACAUUUAUGAUCAUUUCUUUAGCAUCUCCUUGAAGUAAUAAUCACCAUAUUAAUUAUGGUGCCUUAGCAUCACGAUCUGAUUGCAUUUUCAUAUAGAAAUGAUCAUAAAUGUUCUCUGCAGCAGUCCGUAAUGGACUGGCCUGAGGUUUCGCUACAAACAAGCGGCUGCUAGAUGAGAGUAGCUGUGUUGUGUUUAGUCUCUUUGCUAAAGAAAUCAGGCAAAGUUAAAAAGAUGUUUGGUGGCUAGUGCUGUGGCUAGGACCCUAUAUGUACUGUUGAUGAACUUAGGUGCUGUUCUGAGCAUUAUUUGUGGCUAUAGAGUGGCGAUUUGGUUGAGUGCGCGGUUCUCUGUAUUGCUAUCUGCGGUCGUUACUAAAGUCGCGAAGCAAGCGGUUGCCAACAUUCAUCUCUCGAGGGGGUGUCUAACUCGGUGUUACUGUGUGUUUGACCCCAAAUAAAUUUUACGCCGGAAUUUCCCUUUAAUGUUGGACUAGUCCAUUCAGUCAGUCAGGGGUCACGCGUCUCACAAGCGUUAACAGCUGCCCUAUAAUUCAGGCAGGUGUGGUCAUCGGUACCUACCUUUGAACCCCACCUCCUUCCUCUAAUGCAUUUGUCCGCGUAAUGUCAGCGGCCAUGCGAGAAACUCUAAUUGUACAGUUAACGUUUGAAUGAGUAAAAGUCACGACUGAAAACAUCAAAUGGGAAUACAGAAAUUUUCAAGGCUUGUGUUUCAAACCGCUUUAACUAACGGAGAGGGAAUAUUAUCGUAUUGUGGACUACAUUAAUGCAGCGCACCGGCCUGCAAGUUUUGCAGCCAGAGAUUUACCGGCGUCUGAUGAAGAGGAGGACUAAUGUUUGGACAACAACAACAUGGGAGGAAGACGCUGCUGACGAGAAACACUACGUCAUACAGGUAGGUUAUGAAUUUUUCAUAUGACUGGAUGAAAUCUACAAUAUUUUCACAUUUACAAAUCAGACCCAAACAUUGAAAAGACAAACGGCACUAUUUUUUUCGUUAAACUAUGAACCUCAGCGGAGUGAUACAUUGUGAUUGAUUUUGCUCUUCAAUGGGGUUUCAACUAUAUCUCAUAUUUAAAGUCAUUACUUAUUUGUGUUAUUAUAAGUGAAGAAUCAUAACAGCUUCUGAUUGUGUUACUUUGUUGAAUCACGUGACGAUCUGUGAUUUGUAAAGAGUGAUGUUUAGGGAUGUUUUGUGCAGCUGUGCUUUGUUGGUUUUGUAUGACUGCUCAUGAGUUGCUAGACUUGUGUUGUGAACUUUGUGGUGCUUCUGGCUUUCAGACAUCUGUAAAUGGACUGUAAAACAGAUAUUGGCUUUUAGUGGUCCUGUAAUGUUAUGACUCUUAGGAUACAGGUGACUGCUGUGCUCUGAGUCAGUGUGAGCUGUAUAUUGGAUGUUUGUCUUAAAAUUUAGGUCAAGGCGUUCGUAUCUACAGGAUAAGUAGACAGCGUUUGAUGAUGCUUUUAAAAGCAGAAUGGUACAUCUGAACACUUUAACUCACAAGCAUAAAGCUGCUGCUGAACUGCUGAAAAGACUUUAUUGCCUCUGAUUGCACACACUUUAGGUGGAUCGAGAGUGAAAAGUUGUGUAACAUGUGACCCGAAGUUCAAAAGCAACAAGUAUAAAUAUAUAUGUACAUUACAGGCAGAACUACUUGCCAUAAUAAUGCAGAAUAUCAGUCUAAACAGCUGUGUAUGAUAAGUUUAACAUACAGUAGGUCAGAGACAAUAGCAAAAAUAUCUGUAAAAAUAAUGAAAAAUAUAUAUUCUUUAUAAGAAUGUUCAUUAUGUACAUUUGUAAACAGAAGCUUAUUCGAAUGCAAAGCAAGAGCUGAAACUGCAGAAGGUUGUCAGGAAUCCAGUGCAGUCCACUGCAUACAGAUGCUAUCCAUUGUGGCAUGGAUUAAUACAAAAGCAGUACAAUUCAAUACAAUAACAGGGGGAUCACACACGACCUCUUUUCCAUCACCUGUGGACUUUUACAUGGUAUGUUUUUGUAGGAAACAGUGCUACUGUUCUGUUUCUUGUGUGUUUAUUUUUCCACUUGAAUAUAGAUUAAAAGAAGAUAAACAUUACACAAUCCAUUACACAACAGAUGUUCGAGGCUUUCUUAUGUGGGGUACAGAUAAAUAAGAUUCUGAAUAACCCAAAUUAAAACACUUAAUGGUAAUGUAUUCAUGAAACACCCUCACAUUUAAUCAAAAUACCGUUUUCCAAUCAUUUUAUGUAAAACUGCAACUCUGAUGAGCAUCUACAAAGGUUUUUUAUGGGGAGGGAGGUGAUUAUGUGUUUAUGUCAUUAUGUCACUAGGUACAAGCUCAUACAUAACCCUGCAUUUGAAUGUGCAGCAGAUAGGCCAUAUGCAAAUUAUGUUGCAUAAGACAGUCUGACAAAUAGUCAACAUAAUUGAGUAUCUAAAAUUACUCUUUUGAAAACCUGCUGAAGCCUUUUGCCAAGUCUGUCAUGUUUAUGCAAAAUGAAUCUGGAAUUCAUUCUGAAAGUAUGUAGCAGAAAAUCCCACUAUAGGGUGAUGAUAUAAUUUCAGGAGCCUCUGACAAACUGGAUCUUCCUGUAUCAUUAAUGUAAAUAUAAUGCAGGAGGUACAGAUCCAAAACUUGUGUAUGAUCACCAGAUCAUUUUGAUUAGGGCCAAACCGAUUUGUCGGUGAGCCGAUUAAAUCAGCCAAUAUUAGCCAGUUUGAGACUAAUCAGUAAUCGACCAAAACUAGACGAUUUUCGCAGAUAUUUUCUGAAAUAAAAUGCGGAGAAUAAGAUUCGGUUUCACUUCGAAAAUGUUUCGCCAUUUGAAAAGUUCCCCGACUCAUCCUGAAGAUGACGCAGCGACCUCAUGACAAUCUUCAUCCACUAACUACCUCACAGCACAGCAGAGUGACGGAUCUGAAGCAGGCAGCUCAGGGACGCAUGGAUGAGAGUGGUCCGCCUCAACGGUGAAAAAACAGUUUGUGAAAUACACAAUAAGUCAACAAGUUUCAGUUCAACCCACUUCGAAUGUUCCCCGCUGUGCUGGUCUCGAUCACGCCGAGUUAACGGUGAAGCACCAUGUAAUAUGCAAGCUAAAGUUAGAGUUAGCCAUCUGCUAUUAGCCUUGCUACACUGUUAGCCGUGCCAAUAACAGUAGAAUAAACAACAGUACACAUUAGCACAUUAGCUGAGGGGGUUGAAAACGCUUUUGGAUCAGUCGGUCUUCUUGUUGGCGUGAAAAGCAGUAGCCUACAGUAUAUCUACAGCAUAUAGUAUACUGUUGGUAUCUACACUAUAUACUGUAUAUAUAUUUUUAUAACUUCAUAAAAUUUUUUUAAAAAAUCGGCUGAUUAAUCAGUAAUCAGACCCCCCCCCCCCCCCCCCCUAAUAAUCGGCAUCGGCCCCAAAAAAUCCAUACCGGUCAGGCCCUAAUUUUCAUUACAGGUCCCUUUUUCUUGUAUUUAUGCUAGUGCUAUUUAAUUUUUCUCAAGACCCUAUCGUAGCUAUGUGGAGUUAGAAAAUACUGCAGCGGCUAUUAUCUGUGACUUGCAAUUCUUAUCUGUCAGACAGUGGGGUAGAUAACCAGUAGGUGCAGAGCUACACAAGUUUUUUUUUUCCUCCUCUGCAUGCAUUUAGUUUUCUGUGAGUGUGGUCAGAAGAGUGAAUAACACUGCUGUGAGUACACAGCCCUGACACGGGAGGUGACAUCCACCACAUCUCACACCAUCCUACAGCCAACACUGUUCCUUCAAAGGUUAAAGGAUGAAUCAACAUUGUGCAAGAGAAGAGAAAAGAAGAACCCUCCAAGUUAGGUCACCUUUACCAACAAGCUGCAUUUUAAAAUGAGAAAAUAAUAAUUUAAUAAUAAUGAGAAUUUAGGAAAGUAAGAUUUUUGAUUUGGGUUGAAAUGUAGGAUCAGUCAUUAUAAGCCAUUUUGCAUCGCCAGGCAAUGAAACGAGUUGUCUCAUUUUCAACUUUUUCCCCUACCCUCGUCUCGCACCCCCCCGAUUCAUCACAGCACCCACACAUGUCUAGGAGUGUGACUGUUAUGUGUAGCACUGGCUAGACUGCACUCUGUGCUUCUGUGCUCCAGAUAUCCAGACAGGCAGAUGGCAAUAAUAACACACAUUUCAUAAGUGUUGAUAUAAAUGCAGACACAGACCCAGACAGCUCUCAGUAUGAUUAUCAGCUGAUGUCCCAGAAUCUUCUUUUCACAGGGAUCAGAAUCUUUCGACUUUGGGGGGAAAAAGGAGAGAGGUCGUCCUUUAGAGAAGAGAUGAAACUGAUAAUAAAAGAGCUGAAAGAAGAUAAGCAAUAAAAGGGGGUUUACCAAAACAUGUCAAACUGAGGACGAGGCAGCACAAGAAACCAGAGGGGAGAUAAAGAGAAAUUAUUAGAGGAAACAAUAAGACAGAUUGGAGCGCAGAAGGCAGUGAUGGAUUAUGCCUGGCAGAGAAGAGGGUGUUUUUGCUGGGGGAGCACUUUAUAAAAAUCUUCCCUGCAGCUCAAUAUCUGCACUCAUGACAUGCUCUGCUGCAUUUUAAAUCUUCUUAAAGCAACCACCAAAACUUCAGGAAAGUCCAUUUUACUGUUACAUCAGAGACAGCACUCAAAAUGAUCUGUAUUAUUCCUUACAACAUCGGUUUAUAUAAUAUGUCCCCCUCAUUCAAGUUGUCUUAGUUAUUUCCUCUGUAUAAUUAGAUUUACAUGCCUCUGUGGCUCUGUCUUUCCUUGGAGAGUGGUGCCCUCUGCUGUUCAGUGAAGCUAUGUUGCAUAAUGAAUUUUUGCUAUUUCUUACAACAAAUUUUUUUAUAUGACAUCUCCAUAGUUCAUCUCCAUAUUAUUCCUACAUUUCAUCCUCAUAUAUAACAUAUAACAUCCUCAAAAGUAGGAUUUUGAAGCACCACCAUGGCAUCAGAUUCACUCAGUGCAGCUCUUCUCCACCACCAAGUGGACACUCUGCACUUCAUUCUCCCCCAUCUGGGCCUCCUCUUGGCUGCCACUGUGCUGACAGUGCUGAGCAUUCUCUGAGACCUUUAAUCGUCUCUGGUAGCGCCGAUUUUCCUCAGGGUAAGAGACCACAGACAGAGGCAGUCUACAGAUGGCUUGGAUCUCAGAGGAAAUGAGGAGGAAGAUGAGAGUCGACAGGCAGAAAGGCCACGUGCAGGCCGGUAAUGCGAGCUGAAAGGGGAUGUCAAAGGAGAGGAGAGCGUGACAUAUGAUAUGAAAGACAUCUGGGUAUUCAGACGAUGUUUAAGGGAAAGUUUCUUACCAUAGACAUCAUUUUUACGAUUGCCGCAGUCAUGUAUGCGCAGAAAAGAGCUAAAAAGAAAAAUACAUGUACAUUUUAUUAUUAUUAACAAGCAAUACUUCAAGUAAAGCAGACUAAUGAUCGAUGUGUCUGUCAGUCUUACCACAUAUUACAGCUAGUAGAUGGCUUUGCCACGUUAAGACAUAAAAAACCCCUCCAAUGGCAACACAGGAAAGAGCACUGUUAUAUCCCCACAGGCCUGAAUAAAUGUCCACAUGAGGAGCUGCUAGUGCAAAUCCUGUAACACGCAUAAAGAAAAACCUCAGAAUUAUCCUAAAUAGUGUACAUAGCAUGCAAAUAGUAGAUCUUUAAACUCAUAAUUUCUGGUUAUUUAGAGAAAAACAUGCAAAGGUUCGUUCAUUCAGAGUAAUGCCAUGGUUUGCUUUAAAGAGCUAAAAUUGUCACUUAAGCCACAGCAGACAUUAUGCAGAUCUCUAUGCAAAUGAGAGAGUCUUUCAACCAGCCAGCAUGCCAGCCGCUGAGCCCAACAUGGCGUGGAAACAGAUAAUUGGUGAGGAAAGCAGCAGGGCCAGAAGGAUGAGCCCUCCUGUCCAAGGACUGUCGCAGCCGUACACCUGGCCAACACCGACUGGCACUGACAGGAGGAGCUGCAAAUGGAAAGACUGCAGUUUACUUACAAUUCAAACAGAUACUGCACAUAAUUUAUCAAGACAACAUAUGUGCAGCAUAACCAGUAUAAUGACCUAGAAAAUAAAACAAUCUUUUUUCACCUGAGAGAUAUUGAGGCUUUGGAUGGAAAUAUUAGAAGGAUGCAGUUGAUGAUUUGGCUGGAUAUCCACCUGAAAUUAAACUGAAGUGAGCUUCAUUUGAAAAUCCAUACUCCAUUGUUUGAAGCAGGGCUGUACUGUACCUGCGGGAAGUAGGGGUGAGUGGCUCCUGUUGCUGCGACAUGUAUGUACACCAAAAUAUUAAAGGGCAGGGUGAAUAUUGGGAGGUCCCAUUUACCGGUAACUGAGGACAAAGCGCUGGAGACCACUGGGCUGUAAACAGGAGCAGGAAAUGGAUUACUGAUUGGAAGGAAAGGCAAAUCAAAUGAGAAUGCUGUGACCUUGCCUAGAUGGUCUAUGUUCAGACCAAGGGUGGAGCUCACUGUAUGACUUAUAACUUAUGUGGCUGUAGUAUCAACUUUGUAUAACUUUGUGUAUUGUUAGGGUGUGAGGCCCACACUGACCCAUACAGUAAAACAGUUUAGUUUUUUACAUACAUUGCCCCACCAUGGUGACAUAAGGUUCAGCCUAACUAGUAGACCCUAAAAUCCAAACUAAUCCCACUAUUGUUGCAGAUAUCACUUUAUUACUUCAAGUAGCCAAUCAAGGAAAAGGUUUUGUCUUUGUGGAGGGUUUGUUUCAAAGCUCUCAUGCUUGACUGCCUCCAAACAAGCUCAGUGCUUUGACAAUUGGUAUUUAAAGAAGACUUAACACCUACUAAGAGCCGUUUUUUUCAUGCUAUUAUUUCGGACAUCAAUAUUUCGUUUUUUUUAGAUUUCGUGUUGUUGCGACGUCUGAUUCACCGGUAUAUCCAAAAUGGCCGACCAGCUGAUUGUUUACGUGUCAGAGAACAGAGUGCUUUUUAAUAAAAGACACAAACAUUACAAAGAUAACGACCUGAAGGACAACUUGUGGAGAGUCAUAGCGUUGGAUAUGUCAUACGAUGAUGGUUUGUGUGCUUUAACAGUUUGCUAAACGUCUUUGUUUUAACCGUCAUCUGUGCUAAGUAACUUUAGCUCAUAAGCUAACCUGUUCAGAUACAACAUACCAUAUGUAUUUUCACUGUCUCAAACUCAAUCGCGUUGCUGUCACAGCAACAUUAGGUCUCGGUUGUUACCUUUCGUUUACAGAUUAUAGUUUAAUGUGCUUAUCUGGUACUGGCACCGACUCAGUACAUGCUAUCAUGACAGACAGACAUCUCAACACUAGUGUCUAAUCAGAACUGAAAAACAGUCAGUCUGCUGUUGUGUCAGUCUUCUUGCUUCCACCUUGGACGCGUCUUUAUUCCCCCUGGAAAGUCGCAAAAUCGCAUCGGGCUUGAUUUGUAUAGUCAGGCGUGUCAAAAUUCGCCUAUGAAAAUUUCGUAAUUUCGCGUCGUAUAUUAGCGUCGUUCCCGGUUUGUAAGGACCUUUGAGAUGUAACUUAUGCUUACUUUGAAACUAUCUCAGUCAGUGCAUUACUGAAAACUAUAUGAUUUAUUGCGAUUUUUAACAUUUUUCAAUACAAUAUAUUGCGAUUUAUAUAAUUUUUAAAAACUGUUUAGCUAAUUUAGCAUUUGGCUUUCCUUUUUUACUUACUUAUUUCUUAUUUACGCUGUAUUUUAUUUUCAUGUAGCACAUCUUGCAAAUCUUAUAUAUAUUUGUUGCAUUAACUGUCUCCUGCACUAUGAUGUCACCUCUGUCAACCUCAUUGGACAAAUAGUUGAUUUUAUUUUUCCAUUAUUUAUAGAUUUGACUCCAUAUUAAUUUGAAAAAGCGAUACUUGGUAAAUGAGACGAUACGAUAUAUCACCAGACAAAAUAUCUCGAUACUAUGCUGCUUCGAUUUUUUUUCUCCCACCCCUAAUAAGUUCAUCUAUUGUUGUGGGUGUACAAUACUUAAAACAUUUGUAAACUGCAUCCUAAAUCAAUAAUUGCAUUUAAACCAGGCUGCUUUAAACUUAGGCAUAAAUGGUGCAACCCAGGGCUGCUGUUUACUGAUAUUAACUUUGUGCAGAACCAUUCCUCUGUUAUAUUUUAGCACACCAGUCAAGUCUUGGAUUUCUCCAUGAUUUUUAUAUGUUAAGCCCUCUGCAGGCUUUUUUCAUUAGUCUUGUCUUACUAAAAUGAAGAAUUCAAAUACAGAGAAUGGAUUAAACUAUGUUUAUCUAUUCCAACUGUGGCUGUAAAUGGCUGUCUAAACAUGCUGGUGCCUUUACUAAGAGUGUGCCAGUGAAUUGAUUGGAUAAGAAUUAGGGAAACUCUUACCACAGCAUGGACAUGAAGAUAUUUGGAAGUAACAGCCACCAGUACCAGUUCCCUUUGGCAGAUAAGACAGCCAUCAGCAUGCCGACCAAUGUUCCGUUGUAGCCACACAAACCUGCUGUGAUGGCCUCCCUGAUGUGAAUGUGACAGAUGUAGCCAACAUGAGUGCAAAACACAAUUAAACGGGAGGCAAACUGAAAACCACACAGUGUGAAAGUUGGAGAAAGUGAAGCCCCCGCGGAUAUAAGUGGGAGAGACGGAGAUGAUGGUUUUGUAGAAAGAGUUUUCAUAUCUGUGAAGAAGUCAAAUAUUGAUGGAAAAAUGGUGAUAGACCUGUUUUGUCCAAGUAACAUGGCGGACACAGUGGAGACAACAGUCCCCAGCAAACCAUUCAACGCCCACCAGGGGUUCUGCAGGAAGAGUCCAGCUGUUAUUAGAAGCCCACUGAGAGGGUUGUUGACAAACAUGACCUGAGCCACCCCACGGAAAAUCCAGUCCAGUAGUUGGAUGACCAAAACCUGUCCUAGCAAACAAUGAAAGUGUAUUAAGUUUGAUCAGCUUUGGUUAUUGACACUUGGAAUUCAAGCACAGCUCUAUUAUAACUGAUGUGGCUUCAAGAAUUAGACACUACCUACUUUUCAUCCAUUCUCUGCAGAGUUUCAUGUCUCCUGUGAGAAGCCCAAAAGCCUUGAAGAGGAAGGAGCUAACGGGGGCUUCUCCAUGUUGGGGCUUGUUGUUGUCAUCCAUACUGCCACUAGAGUGUAUCACAGUGGUUAUUUUAGUACUGCAUGUAGUUGAACAAAUCAAGGAGAAAGGUUUUACUGGUGAAAUAUUUUUAGGACCAUUCCUAUACGUCUUUGAGUUUACUCUGGUUCAAACUUAUAUAUCUGAGUCUGGACCGUCCUAAGGUUUCUGCCUGUUAAAAGGAAGUUUUUCCUGUCAAUAAAACAAACACAUCAGCGAUGUUUUCCCGUCCUGUGAUAUUGCGGCAUUUAUUUUUUCGGAUCACGGUCGAAUUUUCUGAAGUUUUGCAUACUGUGUGUCCUCUUCUGACCGAUCAGAUUUCGUGUUGCGACGUCAGAUUCACCGGUAUAUCCAACAUGGCUGACUGGCUAAUUAUGUCCAUGUUGGAGAACAGAGUGCUUUUUGAUAAAAGACACAAACAUUACAAAGAUAACGACCUGAAGGACAACUUAUGGAGAGUCAUAGCGUUGGAUAUGUCAUAUGACGAUAGUUUGUGUGCUUUAACAGUUUGCUAAAUACAAUUAAAUACGUCUUUGUUUUAAUUUUCAUCUGUGCUAAGUAACUUCAGUUCGUAAGUUCACCUCGUAUAUUGUGUUCGGUCCUAGUGUGUAAGGACCUUUAAGGUUGGGUCUUGAUAAUUCAUCUAACAGUGGUGAUCUUGACCUGGGGCCUGUUGCAUAAAAGUAGGAUUCAGUUAUCCAGGAUAAGUGACUGAGCUGAGCUCAACGAAUCCAAAGCAAGAGCGUCCAGGUUUAUUCGGUUGCAUAAACGCUAAUCCAGGAUGAGAAGAAACGGAUUCAUCAAACCAGCUGAAAGCAAUCCCGGAUAAAUGCGCGCACCUGGCUGCUUAAAUAGACCCCCGCGAUCGAUCACAGAUUCACCUAUUUACCAUGACAACCAGAGCUGCAUACUUCUCCCCGUCGGAGCAGGAUAUACUUAUGGAAGCGUAUGAAGAGUUAAAAGAUCAGAUUAAAAAAAGGAAACGCCGCCACUGCCAUUAAACAGCGAGAAAAAGCGUGGCAAAGUAUUGCAGACCGCCUGAAUGCGUAAGUGUUGCACAAAUACACACUCACUCCUCCUCUGAAACGUCACAAUUGCAAUCCAAAUAGUUGAUUAACAUCUCCAAAAACAUAGUUGUUUUAGCCUACUCUGAUUAUGAAACAGUUGAAAUUGCAAGUAAAGAUAACUGCAGAGAGAAAGUAUGUUAAUCCAUGUUUGCUCCUCAUGCUCCUCUUCUGUUUCAUUCUUGAUUAAAGCUGUCAAAAUUAGUGACUUCAUUUGAGUAUAUUAAUUUGUGCAAUCAACUGAGUAGAAUUUCUAAUCAUAAUUGUUUUUUUGACCUAUUAAUGCAACAAAAUCCCCAAAAUUACAGAAAAAAAAAAAAAAAUCCCC
Molecule: messenger RNA, 40764 nt
Organism: Xyrichtys novacula (pearly razorfish)
Lineage: Eukaryota; Metazoa; Chordata; Actinopteri; Labriformes; Labridae
Source: the annotation of a GenBank genome assembly